Molecule: messenger RNA, 765 nt
Organism: Zymoseptoria tritici IPO323
Lineage: Eukaryota; Fungi; Ascomycota; Dothideomycetes; Mycosphaerellales; Mycosphaerellaceae
Exons: 2
Molecular function (GO): methyltransferase activity
Source: RefSeq, a predicted model, not a curated record
UACCUGGAAGCUCACCACCUCCCAUCGCCCUUCUUCGCCGCCAACGCUCCUGUAAUGGAGGAGAACUCACUCCCGCCGCACGUCGCCGCCUCGCGUCUCGCAGUAAUUGACGCCACGCUGGAGCUCCGCGAUCUUUCGCUCGGCCCAAAGGAAGUGUUGAUAGACAUGGUGUGCAGCAAAAGAAAGUCGACGCGGAGGCCAUCCAUCGCCUUGAUGUCGCGCAGCAUGUUCCGGUGGGAAAAUGGGAGGGGCAUUGCAUACGCUGAGCUUGCCCGGCAGCUGGGAGUGAGCGACCGCGCCGUUACUCAAUUGCUCCGAGCUGCUAUUGCACAUCGAGUGUUCUUGGAGUCCCGUCCAGGAUACGUCGCACACUCGGCCGCCUCGCAGAUGCUCGCAAAGGACUGGAUGGGUGCCGUAGUGCUCGACAUUUCGCCAUUUUUUGAACUGCAUCUCGCGCGCACUGCAGACCACGGCGGGAAGCUGGAAACCUUUUACAACACCAUCGACCGGGAGCCGGAGCGUGCACGGCGAUUCGCGGCCGUCAUGAGCCACUUCCAGCAAGGCGACGGCUAUUAUGUGCACCACGUCGUCGAAGGCUAUGACUGGGCGGCGCUGAGUCGCGGCGCGGUGGUGGUGGACGUCGGCGGUAGUCACGGCGACACGUCGGUCGCGAUCGCAGAACGCUGGCCGCAUCUGCAAUUCGUGGUUCAAGACUUGACCAUGCUGGCCUUGUUCAACGCGGGCGAUCGCGAGGCCGAAGAUUGA